ACAAGAAGCCGGAGCUUCUGGACAUGAUGCUGGUGACCAACAACCCCUACGACUACGCCUUCAUCUCCCAAGGGGAGACCACCGUCCCUUCCAUCGACGACGGCGAGGAGCUCUUGGCCACCGACAGCGCUUUUGAUGUCCUGGGCUUCACCCCCGAGGAGAAGAACUCCAUCUACAAGUUGACGGGCGCCAUCAUGCACUUCGGCAACAUGAAGUUCAAGCAGAAGCAACGGGAGGAGCAGGCGGAGCCCGACGGCACCGAAGGUUGGUUGUUCAACAGCUUCGAGCAGCUCUGCAUCAACUUCACCAACGAGAAGCUCCAGCAGUUCUUCAACCACCACAUGUUCGUGCUGGAGCAGGAGGAGUACAAGAAGGAGGGCAUCGAGUGGGAGUUCAUCGACUUCGGCAUGGACCUCCAGGCCUGCAUCGACCUCAUCGAGAAGCCCAUGGGCAUCAUGUCCAUCUUGGAGGAGGAGUGCAUGUUCCCCAAGGCCACCGACAUGACCUUCAAGGCCAAACUCUUCGACAACCACUUGGGCAAGUCGGCCAACUUUGGGAAGCCCCGUAACAUCAAAGGGAAGCCCGAGGCCCACUUCGCCCUGGUCCACUACGCGGGGACGGUGGACUACAACAUCCUGGGGUGGCUUCAGAAGAACAAGGACCCCCUCAACGAGACGGUGGUGGGCCUCUACCAGAAGUCGGCCCUCAAGCUCUUGGCCAACCUCUUCGCCAACUACGCCGGGGCCGACGCGC
Messenger RNA from Calidris pugnax (ruff), 753 nucleotides. Its product is annotated as myosin-7-like. The transcript has 5 exons. Gene Ontology annotation, molecular function: actin filament binding; ATP binding; microfilament motor activity. Gene Ontology annotation, biological process: actin filament organization; vesicle transport along actin filament. Gene Ontology annotation, cellular component: myosin complex; microvillus; plasma membrane. The annotation marks the transcript as partial. The record is from RefSeq and is a predicted model, not a curated record. Lineage: Eukaryota; Metazoa; Chordata; Aves; Charadriiformes; Scolopacidae.